This is a messenger RNA of Aspergillus sclerotioniger CBS 115572, 1099 nucleotides long. Its product is annotated as NuoB/complex I 20 kDa subunit family protein. Gene Ontology annotation, biological process: mitochondrial respiratory chain complex I assembly; electron transport coupled proton transport; aerobic respiration. The transcript is spliced from 4 exons. Lineage: Eukaryota; Fungi; Ascomycota; Eurotiomycetes; Eurotiales; Aspergillaceae. Bases 154 to 852 code for a protein of 232 amino acids. The record is from RefSeq and is a predicted model, not a curated record. Gene Ontology annotation, molecular function: NADH dehydrogenase (ubiquinone) activity; 4 iron, 4 sulfur cluster binding; quinone binding.
CUAUCCCGAGUCCCGACUCGCAUUGACAAUAUCAUCUUGCACCCAUUGACAGAUCGAACAUCCAAUCCUUCAUCUUGCUGGCCUUUCCUUUAGUUAUUGCACCCAAAGGUAUCUCGUAUCUUUGUCCACAUCGAUAUUGGAGGCGAUUUAGCCAUGUUGCCUCUUACCGGUCGCGCCAUUCCAGGCGCCAUCCCAAGCGCUUUUCAUGUGCGACCGUAUCUUACCCCACGUCGUUUCCGAAUUCAGCCAGUAUCAUUCCUCUCGACCUCUUCGGUCAAGUCGGCAACAGCAAUUGAACAGCGGGGACAGUCUGGUCAUGCGCUCACUGCUUCUGGCAAGGUGCGGAAAGAGGUGCCCUUGCCGAGUCAAGAGAAAAAGGAGGGUGCAAUGCAAUAUGUGCUCACCACCCUUGACCAAGUUGCUAACUGGGCGCGGCAAAGUUCUUUGUGGCCCAUGACUUUUGGCCUCGCAUGUUGUGCAGUUGAGAUGAUGCAUCUGUCAACUCCCAGAUACGACCAGGAUCGUUUAGGAAUUAUCUUCCGGGCUUCUCCGCGGCAGUCAGACGUGAUGAUUGUUGCCGGUACUUUGACAAAUAAGAUGGCUCCUGCUCUUAGACAAGUCUAUGACCAGAUGCCCGAUCCCCGCUGGGUGGUCAGCAUGGGAAGUUGUGCAAAUGGUGGUGGUUAUUACCAUUACAGUUAUUCCGUUGUUCGCGGAUGCGAUAGAAUAGUACCUGUGGAUGUUUAUGUCCCUGGAUGUCCACCUACCUCCGAGGCAUUGAUGUAUGGAAUCUUCCAGCUUCAAAAGAAAAUGAGACACACAAGGAUCACCCGCAUGUGGUAUCGCCGUUGAUCCUAAUUGAUGAUCGGCGCCAUUCAUUUCUCCAGGAGAGGGUGGGAGGGAUGAAUUCGGACAUUAAUUAUGUAGUGAAGUCCUGUGACUGCCGUAUUCAUAGGGUGGAAGAGAGAGGUACAGUCUAAUCCUUCAACAGACUUUUUAAAUGUGUUGUGUUUGGGAAGGAUAAGGAAACGUAUGGCUGGGGUGUAUUCUGUAUGAUGAAUGGGCUUUUUUCUUAGGUGCAAAAGAGUGAAUAUAUGGG